Molecule: messenger RNA, 1326 nt
Organism: Anoplophora glabripennis (Asian longhorned beetle)
Lineage: Eukaryota; Metazoa; Arthropoda; Insecta; Coleoptera; Cerambycidae
Product: zinc finger protein 184-like
Exons: 2
Coding region: 1-1326 (441 amino acids)
Biological process (GO): regulation of DNA-templated transcription
Molecular function (GO): RNA polymerase II cis-regulatory region sequence-specific DNA binding; DNA-binding transcription factor activity, RNA polymerase II-specific
Source: RefSeq, a predicted model, not a curated record
AUGCCGCGCUGUCUCAUGGCGAAGAAAUUUAAGGCCUAUACGUGGCCGGAGCGGCCGGAGCCUCCGGAGGAGGAAGAGGAGGAGAUCGACGUGGUCGGGGACUCGCCUUCUUCUUGCUGGGGGCCAUCCAGUCCCACCGCCGGCGCCACGGCCCCCAGUCCGCCGCCCACGUCUCCGCACGGGACUACUCUUCUUUACAAUGGCUAUCUUCACGAGCUCUCGUCUUCAAGUUACUCCACCAACUUCGUUUCUAAAGCAGAAGUAUCUAGUCCCAGUCAACCUUCUUACGCCACUUUACGUACCGUUGUGGAAACGCAAGAUCUUCGAGCAGAAUACACCGCCCCAACUCCUGUCCCCCCAAAGCAAAAAAAAUCCCUAGCAAUGACGUACACAAGUACCGGAACCGCUUUAAGCUUGCCUCCAAAGAAAAAGGACAUCUAUCGGCCGUAUUCCCUAGAGGACAAACCCUCCCCGCCUUUCUUUCACCACACUAUCCGUGUACCCGCCGAGGAAGAUCUCCACGCGGCGCACGCCAUCUUGGAUUUAAGCGCUUCGACGACAGUAUUCCUGCAACCCCCCACUCCGCAAGUACAAGAGCAGCAUCGCCAGGUGGAGGCGCAUCAAGGUCAACAGGAGGCGACCAUUCCCCAACCUCUGAAAGCAACGGCACCCUCCAUGACACCUUCAUGUAAAACUGUGGCCUACACGUACGAAGCCUUUUUCGUAAGCGACGGCCGAUCGAAGAAGCGACACCAUCCCGACGAUCCCACCGCCACCUUAACGCCCAAGGCGAUAGUUAACGAGAAGCCAAAGUACACCUGCAGCGAAUGCGGGAAGCAGUACGCGACGUCCAGCAACCUGUCCAGGCACAAGCAGACGCACAGAAGUCUGGACUCCCAGGCUGCCAAAAAAUGCAUGACGUGCGGCAAAGCCUACGUCAGCAUGCCCGCUCUGGCGAUGCACGUCCUCACUCAUAAACUCGCGCAUCGCUGUGGGGUGUGCGGGAAGCAGUUCUCGAGACCUUGGCUGCUGCAAGGCCACCUUCGAUCCCACACGGGCGAAAAACCUUACGGAUGCGCACACUGCGGCAAGGCGUUCGCGGACAGGUCGAACCUCAGGGCCCACAUGCAGACCCACUCAGCGGACAAGAACUUUGAAUGUCCAAGAUGCCACAAGACGUUCGCGUUGAAGUCCUACCUCAACAAGCAUUUGGAGUCGGCGUGUCUUAAAGAGGAGCCGAGCCAAGUUCUGGGCUGCGAGGAGGACAAAUUGAUACCUGAAAUAACGGUGGCCACGCCAUUGGCGGUUAGGGUUUACGCUGGUUAA